This is a messenger RNA of Rhagoletis pomonella (apple maggot), 660 nucleotides long. RefSeq lists its product as uncharacterized. Lineage: Eukaryota; Metazoa; Arthropoda; Insecta; Diptera; Tephritidae. The transcript has 2 exons. The coding region runs from base 69 to 620 and encodes 183 amino acids. The record is from RefSeq and is a predicted model, not a curated record.
UACACAGCAUUUUGAAAAGCAACAAUUAUCCCAACCACCUGAUACGCGAACUAAUAAAACAAGAAACAAUGCGAAUAGGAAAUCAGCAAAAUAAAACGCCAACCACAGCAACAGCAAAUACACCAAAGAAGUACUACAGCGUCACUUACAUCCCCAAGCUAAGCGAAAACUUUGAUCACAGCACAUUAAAGGAACAAAAUAUAACUCUCGCCUACAAAACAAAUAACACGUUAGCUAGAAUCUACACAAGAACAAAAAGCCCACUAUACAUACAGCAACAAAACAACGUUGUUUAUGAAAUAAAAUGUAAGGGCAAAGAGAACGAAAACUGUGGUAAAGUGUACAUAGGGACAACAAAACGCGCAUUAGGUGUUCGCAUAGCCGAACAUCAAACAGAUAUAAGGAAACAAAAACACAGCACAGCCCUAUCACAGCACAUAUUAAACAGCGGCCACACAGCUGAUUUCACUAACACUAGGAUUAUUGACAAGGAAAAGAGGGAAAUGACGAGAUACACUUUGGAAAGCUUAAGAAUAUUAGAAAAAAGAGAGAAUACGAUCAACAAAAAAGAAGAUACGGACAACAUCGCGGCCGCCUACAUGUUAUGCAUAUCAAAAUAAACAAUUUAGUAAUGACAAGACUACCAUAGAGAGUGGUACU